Molecule: messenger RNA, 1128 nt
Organism: Oryza brachyantha (malo sina)
Lineage: Eukaryota; Viridiplantae; Streptophyta; Magnoliopsida; Poales; Poaceae
Exons: 1
Coding region: 305-808 (167 amino acids)
Source: RefSeq, a predicted model, not a curated record
CAUAAUAUAAGGCCAUAUUACACUCUAUUGGAUGAUAUUUUGCAUCAUUGCAAAACUACGCGCAGCCAGAGGACCCUACAGCUUUUAUGAGCAUGAUAUGUUGUCCGACCUUAAUUGACAAUGGCAAGAUGGAAAAUUCCAUGCAUGUUAAGGCACAAUUUGACAAAGCAUUUCCUAUAUAAAGGUAGCCAGUUUCACUAUGCACAACACAACCAAAGUACCAUACAAAGCUAAGCCUCCAAAAAUUGCUUCAAAUCUGAAAAAGGAAAGGAAGAGCGCGAGGAGAGUUUAGAGACGGUAGAGGAUGGCUCUUGUUGCUGAUGAACUCAAGGCCAAGGCUGAGGUCUACUAUGAUGAUGAGAUCUGCCAGCAAUGCACCAAGCUCCUGCUCAAGGAAGCAGGACUCCCAAAUGGUCUCCUUCCCUUGAAGGACAUAAUGGAGUGUGGCUAUGUUGAGGAAACUGGAUUCGUGUGGCUCAAGCAAAAGAAGAGGAUAGACCAUGUCUUCCAGAGUCUUGGAAGGUUGGUAUCUUAUGGCACUGAGAUCACUGGAUUUGCAGAGAAGGGAAGGAUCAAGAAGGUCAAAGGGAUAAAGACUAGGGAGCUCAUGAUGUGGGUCCCAGUAGAGGAGAUUGCCAUUGAUGAACAAAAAACGGAGAAACUCAUCUGCAAGAGUAUCGCUGGGUUUUCUAAAACCUUCCCGGCAUCAGCUUUCCAGAUCCCAGAGGAGGAGGAGAAGAUUAACUGCGCCAUACCAAAACCAGUGGUACUUAUGGAGAGAGCUCCACAAGUUAUUAAGAACAAAUGAUCCUUCUGCCGUCCAUUGGUCCACAGAUCAUUACCAGCUCUAUGAUCCUAUAUAUUGAAAUAAUGAACUGAUGAUCUACUAUUUGCUUAUGUACUUCAAAAGAUGAUAACCCAAAAGUCCUUCCUAUAUACCGCUUGUGUAUGAUUGCCCUGGUAUCUAUAACCAUGUAAGGCAAUUACACAACUUCCUGUUCUGUACUACAUAGCUCAUGUUCCGCAGUAUGCACCAUAAUACGAAAUUUUAUAAUUAUAUGCUCUUUUGUUUCUCCUAUUGAGAUGCUUUCCUUUUUUUCCAAUUUCAUUUCACUGAAAUAAAUGACA